AUGGCUAACUAUGGGGCUCUGAGGACAGAGGUGAAGAAGGCGGUGGAGGCCCUGCUGGCUUUCGCCAGAAGCAAGGCCAAGGGAGACGCGCUGCUCCUCAACGAGAGCGAGAACGUCCACCUCCUGGUGACCGUCUGGAAGGUCCCGCGGGCGGCACAGAUCAUCAAAAUACCGCUGCCCCAUGGCAUUCGACCAGAAACAGCUGAGGUUUGCCUGUUCACAAAGGACGAACCAAAUUUAUCAGCAGAACAGACUGAAAAUCUGUACAGGAAACUUUUAACCCAGAAUGGGAUCAGAGGUGUUAGCCAGAUCAUCUCAUACAAAACUCUCAAAAAGGAGUAUAAACUAUUUGAAGCAAAGCGUCGCCUCCUGAACAGAUUUGAUCUCUUUUUGUCUGAUGACCGAAUUAGAAGGCUUUUGCCCUCGCAUCUAGGAAAACACUUUUAUGAAAGGAAAAAGGCACCUUUAUCUGUAAACCUGAAAGCCAAAAAUCUUGCUAAGGAACUACAAAAACAUAUCCAGGGGACUGCGCUCCCAGUUACCAACAAAGGAUGCUGUUAUACAGCACGUAUAGGUCACACUGGAAUGAAGGCUGAUGAUAUACUAGAUAAUGUCAUUGCAGCAGCUGAGGUGAUUGCCAAGAAGUUACCAAAGAAUUGGAAAAAUAUAAAAGUUCUUCACCUCAAAACACUUAAAUCAGUUGCACUUCCGAUUUUUACUGCAAAUAUCUCCAACUUGGAUGAGCUUGACAGAGAGCCAUCUCUCAAAAAAAAGGAAGUAAAGAAGGGAAAGAACAAGAAUCCAAAGAAGGCAGCUAAAAAACAGAAUUCAAGUCAAGUCACUUUGACAACUGACAUUAAUGGUGCUGAUGCUGCUGCUACCAAGGAGCUUGCGAUAAAAGAGAAAGAAGUAGUCCAAGAACCAGGUGAUCACGAUGAUGAUGGUGAUGAAGAAAUUCCACAACUGGUGCCUAUGCAAACAAUCAGCUUAGCUGAGCUGAAGAAAAUGGAACCAACUCCAGAAAAAGGUGAAGACCUGAGCAAGAAAACGAAAACACCCCUCAGUAAGAGAAAGAAACAACCUCUAGCUCUGGAAACUCCAAAAACAAAACAUAAAGUUACAGAAGAGUGUGCAGACUUGCAGACAUCGCCAAAACAGAAAAAAGCCAAGCAGCUCAGCAUGCCAAAGGAAGCAAUAAAAGAAAAAGAGAUGAAAAAGACACCCAAAAAGCCUGAAGCAAAGUCUUUUGCAACACCCAAGGCUGGCAAAUCAGUACAGUCAGCCAAGAAGUCUUCAAAAACACCAAAGCAAACACCCAAGAAAGCGCGCAGGCCACAGUCAGCAUGAAUGUCUGUUGUAACGCAUUUUAUAUAGUCACUCAGGAGUGUCUUUUUAGUAAACAUAUAUUGAUGAAGUAAAAUACCUUCUUAAGAAAAUCUGAUCCCAAGAGCUUUUUUCACUGAGACCUGUAAUGAUUCAUUUGUGUUUCCUUCUAAUUGACGAGCUGGAACAAAUAAAAUCAUGAUCUUAACUGGCUCUGUUUCUUAGCUUUUAUCUUUUCCUGGCCCAAACUAAAAGCACUCAAACAAGUGCCUAAGGGCAGGGAGGUGACUAUGCCAGAAAAACUAAGAAAUACUUUAUAAAUGACAUCUUUCUGAAGCAUGACAUAGUACUGGAACAAACAAGGGCUGAAACAAGAAGCAUGCAUAUGAAGAGCAGCAAUCUAUUUAACAUGUGGUUGAAAAUGUGAAAUAGCAGCUACCAUUUUUUCUUAAUUUGUUCAAUAUAACGAAAACAGGUUGACAUAUAUCAAUCUUAUUCCAGAUACUUGAGUUAGCAGCUAGAUAACAAGCCAAGCUUAAUGUAUUUUUUUUACCUAUUUUUAACCUAGGGUAUUUGCGUGUUUAAAAAAAAAUUAAAAAGCCUGGACAAAUUUAUCAUUUAUACUUUAUGAUAUCAAGCAAAAUCUCCUUACCUUCACUUUUGGGCUUUAUUUCUGCUACCAGAACAAUUGAGGGUAUCCCUUCAUGAUGGUCGCAAUACUGUUGUUUCUUCCAUCUGAAAACCACCAAAGGCUGUGUGAAUU
Molecule: messenger RNA, 2086 nt
Organism: Egretta garzetta (little egret)
Lineage: Eukaryota; Metazoa; Chordata; Aves; Pelecaniformes; Ardeidae
Gene: RSL1D1
Product: ribosomal L1 domain containing 1
Exons: 9
Coding region: 1-1347 (448 amino acids)
Source: RefSeq, a predicted model, not a curated record